UCAUGGACGCAAAUCCCAGAAACCAAGAAAAUGACGACGAUGAAAAUAUGUAUGGAAUGAGAAAAAUUCUGUACCUGCAAAAAUACGGUGUUAAAAGUUUUCCUUACCGUGGAAGGCGUAGAUACACACCAUCGAUUUCCAAGCCUUUAAACGGAGAGAUUGUUAUAUCAAAUGACGUGUUCGGGCUGGCAAUCAGGCAGUUUGAACGAAUUUAUAAAAAAUGUUUAGAUAGAAGGAAAACUCAAGAACAGUGGAUACUAAAUCUUAGAUAUCCUGACAAAUCUUCAAAUGAAUAUCUGGAAUACUUACAGAAUUGCAUUUACUAUAAUAAAGAUAAAUUGCCUUGGCCAGGAAAUGCUCACAAGGACAAAUUCUUGUACGAACACCUAGUUAAUACAAUUGGUACCGAAUUGAUUAUACACAAUAGACAACGUCUAUAUAUCAUAAAUGAUAUGAUGGAGAAUUUAAUUUGUGAGUCUUAUAUGGCACAAAUAUCAAGCGGAAGUCAGGCAGAAGGACUGGAUCUACCAGGUAGUGACGCAGAUGUGAUGUAUCUUAUCAAUAACGUAGAAGUAAUUCAAAAUGUACAUAAUAUCAAACACCCAAUACAACAUAAUACACUGGUUAUGGAGUCAGAUAACGAUCACCCAGGAUUUACAAGACUUAGAUUGAUCAAACCAGGGGAAGAGGAAUAUGAGUUAUUCAUAUCUGAAUGCUGCGAAAGAACUACAAAUGGAUUAUAUUUAUCAGCAGAUAUAUUUCUUGAAAAGUUAAAGCAGAAAUUUGUAGAUUAUCAGCUAUCUUUACACGGCCCCUCUUUGUCCGAUAAAGAUCAUAAUUUUGACUUUGCAUUUUGCCUACGAAGUAAAAGUUUACCUUACAGUGCAAUUCCGUGGGUAAGGCGUCAUCGACACCAAUGGCCUCCUGAUUAUGUUAUUAACAAGAUUAAAAAAUACGGAUGUCUUUUAGUACCUAUAGGACCCAAGACUAUGUCAGAAAGUCGUUUAUUAUGGAGAUUGUCUUUCUCUUUGGCAGAAAAACAACUUGUACAUUCAUUUAAUUUCACUCAACUCUUAUGUUACGGUCUUCUAAAAUUAACAUUACAGCGCAUCAUUGAUACAAAUGUUGAUGUCAAAGAUUCAUUAUGCUCUUAUUUUCUGAAGACCGCUUUAUUCUGGGUCUCAGAGGAAGUGGAUAUUGAAAUAUUUCAAUUAGUUAGAUUGUUUUAUUGUUUUUCUCUCUGUCUUGAUAAAUUAAUGCUAUGGAUAAACAACUGUUACUGUCCGAACUAUUUUAUACCUAAAUAUAACAUGUUUCUAGGAAAAGUUGACCAAAGUAACAAUAAAACACUUCGGAGUGUAUUGAAUAGUAUAAAGUGUGGUGGAAUUGAUGGUUUGAUAAAUAAUUUAUUUCCGUCUGAGAGUGGAAAUCAUCGUUUAUUAAGAACAAAGAAUGAAACUUCGUUCAUUAUGUUAGACUUCUCUUUUUUGAAGAAUGGUGUAAACCUAAAACAUGCAACAAACCUUUUGCAUUGUCAUAAGUUACUGCAAUUUGCUGAACGUUUGUAAAUGACUGAAUCGUCUAAAUUUAUCAUUGAUAUAUGUAAAUAUUAUUAUGGCAUAAUCAGUCAACAUGCAGUACAAUGUCUACCACCACCAACAACACUUAGUAAAACUAACAACAUACACAAACAUUAUUUUAAACUUUUCCAAGACGGUAUUAGGACAGAUGCUGUGUCGGGUUGGUUGUUGUACGCGUCCUAUUAUUAUGUGACAGGAAAAUACAAUGUAACACUCAGACUGACCGAGUAUGUUUUGUCGAGAUGUAAUCAUGGUAUGGUGCAAAUAAACGGUGAUAUAUGUGAUGAAGAACACAUGAAUACUUAUAGACGAAAUGUAAAUUCCAAAACUUCAUUUAAGGAUAGGAUAAAAUUAACAAGUGUAGGCUGUGUAAGAUACAUGAGGCAUUCAUCAUUAAUACCAGAAGAACUACAGCUUGAGGUGGAAGAGGUGGGCAUUUAUAUACCACCAGUUGUUAUGUCGUAUUGUCUAAGAGUUUUAUGUUAUCAUCAUCUUGGUGAUAUGUUCAAAAGAAAACAGGCAUUACAUAAUUUACAUUUAACAGUGAGAGAUGACUAUUAUGUUACAUCAUAUGAUUUAUCUCAAUCAGAAACAAUACUAGGAGUAUGUUACGAGAUAUCAGGAAAUGAUUUCACUGCUUUUCAGUGUUAUUCCGAAGCUCUAGAUAAUGAUAAAUAUGUAUGUCGUACCGCAAAAGCAAGGAAAUCAAAAGCUUGUAUGGCUAUUCUGACACUUUUCGAAUAAGGGAAAUCAAGGAAAUCACGACAUGUUUUUAGAUCUAACAUAAAUUGUUAGGAUCAUUGAUUUUUGAAAAUGUUAUGUAAUAUCAGCAAUUAAGACCAAAGCAGGCCUCUUAAGUUUAAUAAUUUAAGAAAUAAAGUGGCUUAAUGGUGUA
This is a messenger RNA of Mytilus californianus (California mussel), 2475 nucleotides long. RefSeq lists its product as uncharacterized. The transcript has 2 exons. Lineage: Eukaryota; Metazoa; Mollusca; Bivalvia; Mytilida; Mytilidae. Bases 3 to 1568 code for a protein of 521 amino acids. The record is from RefSeq and is a predicted model, not a curated record.